Trichosporon asahii var. asahii CBS 2479 is the source of this 813-nucleotide messenger RNA. RefSeq lists its product as uncharacterized. Gene Ontology annotation, molecular function: zinc ion binding; nucleic acid binding. The record is from RefSeq and is a predicted model, not a curated record. Gene Ontology annotation, cellular component: nucleus; spliceosomal complex. The coding region runs from base 1 to 813 and encodes 270 amino acids. The transcript is spliced from 3 exons. Lineage: Eukaryota; Fungi; Basidiomycota; Tremellomycetes; Trichosporonales; Trichosporonaceae. Gene Ontology annotation, biological process: mitotic DNA damage checkpoint signaling; nuclear DNA replication; mitotic DNA replication checkpoint signaling.
AUGGACGCGAAAGCCCUCCUCCGCGCGCAGAAGGCGGCGGCGAAGGUUCAGCACCCCUACGCGAGUUACAAUGCGUCGGGACAGUUGCGCUGCAUCGUGUGUGCCGUGCCAGCUGACAGGAAAGUGAAGCAGUGGGAUGCGCACCUGCUUACGAAACAACAUCGGCAAAGCGUGCAGCGCGAGAGGGCAGAGGAGGCUAAGCGUGCGGCUGCCGCCGCGAAGCGGAAACAGGCCGCCGAACCGGAACCGGAGACUGCGAAGCGGCAACGCGUCACGGAGCCGGAACCAGAGGAGGAGGAGGACGACAGGCUAUCGCUCCCCCCUGGUUUCUUUUCGUCAGGAAACGGGCCGAGCGUCGCCGAGGACGACGAGCAGGAAUCUUCUGCCCCACCGCCAAAGGAGGAGAAGAAGGGCGACGCCGAGCUCGACGCCUUCCUCGCCUCUCUGAACGACGUCGAUGAUGCGCCAGCACCGACAGCAGCCGAGCAGGGCGAGACGGCUAAGACAAAAGCGACCAAGAAGCGACGGGUAGGGUACAAAGAGUCUGAGGAAGACGGCGUCGCGUCCAUCUCCGCUGCCCCAGUUUUAAUUCAACGCAACGAGGCGGGUGAGGAGAAAGAGCCGACACCAGAGCCCGAAGAGACGGAGCAGGAGCGAAGAGAGCGUCUAGCGCGCGAGGAGAAGGAGGAGAUCAUUGCCCGUCUCGAGGAGGAGCAGCGUGCUCAGGAAGAUGCGGAUAACCGCGUGCUCGCACUCAAGGCUAGAAUGGAGGCGCUGAAGAAGAAGCGCGAGGCGAAGAAGGCGAAAGCCUAG